GCGUGUGGCACGUUGUCACAGAGAUGUUCUCUGCGGACCAAGAGGCAAGCAGGCAAAGGGAAGGCCUGAGGCUCAGGCAUGUUAACCUGGAGCUGUGGGAGAACCUGGAGGCCCACCACACCCAGGGCCUGUCCUCCAGGGAGCUGGUGGUGAGGCGGGGCCAGCCCUUCAAGCUCACCCUGCUCUUCAAACAGAGGAGGUUCAACCCUCGCACGGACACCCUUCUCUUCAAAGCCCUCAUCGGUGACCUGUUUAUGGAGUUCCCUGCCACUCUCUCAAAAGGCUCGUCCUGCCGUGAGUGGGGGGCCCAGGUCCAGCUGGGGGAGGUGCACCCCCUGUCGGUGGCGGUUCACAUCCGGACUCCCCCCGAGGCCCCCGUGGGGAUCUACAGCCUGCAGCUGCGCCUGCUGUCUCCCAACUGGCAGCAGAGCUACGCCAUCGCGAGCUUCAUCCUCCUCUGCAACCCGUGGUGCCAGCUGGAUGCAGUGCACAUCCCCUUCGAGGACCAGAGAAUGGAGUACGUGAAAAAUGACUUUGGUUUAUUGUACAUGGGAACUCCUCACAAUGUGAUCUCAAGACCCUGGGCCUUUGGUCAAUAUGAGAGGGGGAUCCUGGAGAUCUGCCUGGACAUUCUGCAGGUGAGUCCGUACCACUGUCGAGACCGGCAGAGGGACUACGUUUCUCGUUCGGACCCGGUGUACCUGAGCAGGGUGGUAUGUGCGAUGAUCAACUGCGAGGAUGACCAGGGUGUCCUGAGAGGGAACUGGUCGAUGAACUACGCAGACGGGGUUCCCCCGUCGGAGUGGACCGGAAGUGCAGAUAUCCUGAAGCGCUGGGCCGGGUCCAGGUUCAGACCGGUGCAGUUCGGCCAGUGCUGGGUCUUCGCUGCUGUCAUGUGCACAGUCAUGAGGAUCCUGGGAGUCCCUACUCGAGUGGUGACCAACUUCAACUCCGCCCACGACACCAACGGCAACCUCGUCAUCGAAGAGUUCUACACGGACACGGGGGAGAAGCUCAACCUCUCCAAAGACAGCAUAUGGAAUUUCCAUGUGUGGGUGGAGUGCUGGAUGACCCGCCCGGACUUAGGCACUCAGUUCAGCGGGUGGCAAGUUCUGGAUCCCACCCCACAGGAGAAGAGUGCAGGAAUCUACUGCUGCGGGCCUUGCCCCGUGGCCGCCGUCCGGAAACGGCAGGUGGACCUGGCCUUCGACACCCGCUUCGUCUAUGCGGAGGUCAACGCCGACGUGCUGAGGGUCGUCGUGGCGAACGGGCGCGUGCUCGACCAGAGCCUGGACACGGAGCACGUGGGCUCCAGGGUCUACACCAAGAGCAUCGGCGCAAACAAGCCCCAGGACAUCACCUACGCCUACAAGUAUCCGCAUGGAACUAAACAGCAUUCAAAAUGCAGCCAAAGAUGCAAGCAGAGUUUGGACGUCUCCCUGUCCAUCGAGCAAGUGCCCGCAGCCGGCAAGGACGGAUCCUUCUCCGUCACCAUCACCAACAAAGAGGGCCGGCCCAGGGUCCUGAAAGAGCGUGCCAAUGCCCAGGCCAAGGAGUACUGCGGUGGUCCCCUGAAGACCUUCUGGGAACUGCACACCCAUCUGCAGAUCGCACCACGGGGAGUUUUAACGGUCCGCCACCUCAUCCCGUGCUCACAAUUCGAGCUGACCCUGGGGGCGGGCGCCCUUGUGAACCUGGCGGUGGUCAUAAAGGACGUGAGGACGUCCGAACGAGCGCUGGUCUCAGAGGAGCUCAACGUUACCAGCCCUGAGAUCUCAAUCCGGGUUGCGGACGGUGACUACCUGAUACAGAACAAAGAUCACAGGGUCCACGUUUCCUUCACCAACCCGUUCCGCACACCCUUGAGCAGCGCCACGCUGACUGUUGAAGGCUUCGGUCUCAUCGAGGGGAAAGUACAAUCAAAGGCCUACCUCCUGCAGUCUGGGAAGACCAUGGAGGAAACAGUCACCAUCACGCCCAAGGAGGUGGGCACCAAGGUCCUGCAAGCCAGCCUCGUGUUCCAGAACGGCCCGGCUGUCAUCCAAAGCUUCCACACCGUCUUCGUGUCGACGCAUUAGGCCCCGCCUCCCUGUCCACAUUCUGGGACUUCAUUGGCAGGAAUGUACCAUUUUAAAGGGAAUCACAGGGACAAUAUCACUGUCUGUUUUUCCAGUAUAUUUUUAGACGACCCAGAUGGUCUACUCCGGUGUUCCUUCCGUCCACCACUUUCUUUACUGCAGGAGCUUCUUGAUGGGUAACAGGGGUUUUCAGGUGUUUCUGAACAUUCAUUGAGUCUGUGCUAGUGCUUGGCCACACCCCAAAAUUAAUUUUCAGAGGAUGCGUCCAAUUGGAAUGUUUCACUGUCAGCUGCAGGGAGACAGAGCUGUCAGUGUUAACAGUACAGAACUGACCACCUGUUUAGUCUAUAAUAAUAUCUAUUUUUUUUUUUUUUCCUUUUUAUUUUGUGUAUUUGUGUAUGCUGUAGAUUGCACAAUGCUGUAUAUUAAAUCUUUUUUAUGUUGUUUUCCUUCUUUACUGUGUGUCAUGACAACAUAACUGAGAGACAGUUACAGAUUUUGGCAACACUUUAGUUCUCUUGUGUUAUAAUGGAUUAUCAUUUUGUGUUCGUGGGUUAUAAUGGAUUAUCCUUUUUGAAUUUUCCCUUUUGGAAGGGAAGCUAUAGCCCAUUAUUAUAAACUGUCAACAACUCACGACUUCCUGGUACCACAUAUUAGUGUGCAUUCUACAUGUAAAUAUGUCUGAAAUUAUAAAAUAUUUUUGUUAUCAUUUGCCCCUUUCAGAUGCAUCAGAAAAAUUA
This is a messenger RNA of Anguilla anguilla (European eel), 2818 nucleotides long. RefSeq names its product protein-glutamine gamma-glutamyltransferase 5-like. The transcript is spliced from 14 exons. Bases 24 to 2078 code for a protein of 684 amino acids. Gene Ontology annotation, molecular function: protein-glutamine gamma-glutamyltransferase activity. Gene Ontology annotation, biological process: peptide cross-linking. Lineage: Eukaryota; Metazoa; Chordata; Actinopteri; Anguilliformes; Anguillidae. The record is from RefSeq and is a predicted model, not a curated record.